Messenger RNA from Marchantia polymorpha subsp. ruderalis, 2790 nucleotides. Lineage: Eukaryota; Viridiplantae; Streptophyta; Marchantiopsida; Marchantiales; Marchantiaceae. The record is from the annotation of a GenBank genome assembly.
UCACCUUCGCUGCUCGCGGCACGUUUCUAUUCCGGUUCUCACCGGAAUAGAAAAUGCCGAAACGAAGCGAAGAAAAGAUAGGUUUCACAACAUUUGGGAACAUUCUUGAAAAAUCGAAACUCUAAAUUUGGUCUACCCGCACCGCUGUGGAAGACCGCGCGGUGCGUCCCGCGUCCCAGCUCGACGGGCGGUGGCUUACCUCUCCGGACGUGAGAACAGAGCAAGGGAAGUGUUGACUUUGAGGUCUAUGUGGAGCGCUCACGGGGAGGUGUCAAUAAAAUGGCGCGCGUCCAUGGAAUGGCGCACGCGUUCUGGGAGAGUGUAAACUGGGAGAUAGGAGAUCGUCCGGAGUGGAAGCUGAUUUUCAAACAAGGGUGGGAGAGGAAUUUGAGAAUUGGAGGGUACUAUGCUGGCCAUCCGAAAUUGAGCGAUUUGAAAGAAGCCUUGAACAAGCAGAACGUUGACACCAUGAGUCCUGGAUACGGAGGCGGUGCUGAUGGGGAAGAAUCGUCAUCUUGGAAAGGCCCCAGAGGAAUCGAGCAUCAUAAGCGUCGAGGUGCCGACGAAGGUGACGAAACGCCGGAACCGAAGCGCAGAAAGAUCAUCGUAGCUGCGAUGCACCAAAAUAAUGUUGAUGAGGACGAGAGGACUGAAAUGGUUUAUAAACAGAGAGCCGAGAAAGCUUUACGCUGCGGGUCUCCGAUUCAGUCGAAGCUCGCGUCUCACCUCAAUCACGACCACAAUUCUCGCGCCCUACCCGGUAGAAGAGACAGGCCAUUGGCGGCUCUGCCCUCUCCUCGUGAGGUGUUUCGCGAGAAGGAAGUAGAUUUUCCGAGAAGGUCUGACGCCUCCGGAAGGACAAGCAAAGUCUUGAGUGAGAGAACCAUGACUGACGAUGCCGCUGAUUCUUUUGUACUGAAAUGUGGCGACCGCCUGGUUUCUGUCACCCAUCUACCAAUCUGCAUCGGGCGGACGGUGAGCGGGGGCUUUGGCGAUCAAGACAUAGUUUUGUCCGGUAAAUUUUACGGGGGACGAACGAAGUCGUACCCGGUGGACAUGUGGAAGAUGGUGCUCCGUCCGGGAUCCGAGCCGCGUCUUCUGGUGAAAACCACAGAAGGUUUCUGGUUACGACUGCUGCAGCCGCAGCCAUACUACCUGAAGACUUUUGGCGAUGGCUACAUCCUUGCCCAAUUUUUGCAUUUCGUGAAGGAAAGGCCAUCCGCAACAGCGAUUGAAUUAGAAAAGUACCUGGCAAAAGCUUGCAGCAUGUACGGACAAGAGCCUUUUCUGGAGAAACUGACCCAGCAUCUUCGAAUCAUUCGAAGUUACGUAGAAGAGGAUGGAGACUUGAAGAGUGCGAGUGUUUUGAGGACAGUGUUUCCGAACAUUUUUACUAAGAAUCCCUCAGAGCUUCGAGGAGAUCUUUCACAACAUAGUCGCCAAGUCUUGAGGUCUGUGCUGGGUUUGAACGGAGAGCGAUCUUUGCAAAAUGAAAGAAAGGCGGAUAACAUCAGACAAGAUAUGAUGUGGGGGAAUGGUUUAACGCGGGGUGAAAGCUCAGCCGAGCGAUACGUACCAGGAAAAGCUUUUGUUGACGAAGGAAUCAACCCCAAGAGGAGCGGAGGAAACUUGAGGUUUGAACUGGCAGCAAGUGAAGACAAGAAGUUAAAGCGCCAUGCGCCAAAGCUUGAACGAGAACGACACGACAGCGGAAAGAAUGAUAGAAAAAAGACAAGCUGGCUGGUCGGAGGUAGUCGCUUGCAUUCUGAGGAAUCAAAUGGUGCUCGAGCAAAAGAUGAUCGGAAGAUCUCACAAAGGUCACAGACCGAGAUGAAGAAACUCGAUGAUCCGCCUAUUUGUAUCAUGUGCGAUGACGGUGGCGACUUACUCAUUUGUGAUGGUCCUUGCAACCGUUACUUCCAUGGGUUCCCAGGAACGGGAUCUGAAUCCUUCUGCCACACACUCGCCCUGUCACGGAAGGAGACAAAGGGCGAACGAUGGUAUUGCAAGAAUUGUGAACUCAAACAACAUCAGUGUUUCGUUUGCAACAAGUUGGGCUCCACAGACGCAGCCCUUGGUCGACCACAGAUCUAUAUGUGUGAAGUACCAUCUUGUAAACGUUUUUAUCAUGCGCACUGUGUCGCUGAGUUGGUGGACUUUCCGAAUUGGAGAGCUAAGGCAGAGGCAAUCAAGAAUGGUACAGAGCCCCUCAUAUGUCCACGCCACCGGUGUGAUACUUGUAGAUACAGCGAGAGUACUCCUGGAAUACUUGUCCAGUGCAGACGUUGCCCCAAAGCUUGGCACAGAGAGUGUUUCGUCAACUAUAGCCUGUCCGGCGAGCAUCAAGGAAAUACAAUCUGGAAGCACGAUGAGCAUGAAUUUGUCUAUUGCAGGCAACAUAAAAUCAAUCCAACGAUAAUGACUCCUAACAGGGACCACAUACGCUUCCCAGAGGUUGUGGACAAUACGAGGAUCAAGAAAAUCAAAUUCAAGGCUUCAGGAAUGUCAUCCACCAUAGAGCGUCAAUAUUGUGAAACUCUGCCUCCUAACUCCUUAGCUGCAGAGUUAGGGCUCUUUGAUCAGUGAUGACAGCUGUACAGUUCGGUGUGCGCACUCUUCUGUGGUUUAAACCCCCUGGAAGCAUUUAGGCCUUAUUUGUAGAUAGAUAAGAGGAAGGUUUUAAUUUGGGGAAAAAAUGGAAACAUCGGAGGAGAAUUCGUCGACUAGUUUUAUUGGCCUCGUCACGGGAACAUUGUACAUUGUAUCAAUUUAUAUGUUACACAUUUUUUU